Molecule: messenger RNA, 1683 nt
Organism: Cydia pomonella (codling moth)
Lineage: Eukaryota; Metazoa; Arthropoda; Insecta; Lepidoptera; Tortricidae
Exons: 5
Coding region: 171-950 (259 amino acids)
Source: RefSeq, a predicted model, not a curated record
AACAUCAGUUGCGCGCGGUUUCUCUAAGGAGCCAUUCGGCGUCCGCGUCAAACGAGAAAAACACGCACCAUAGCUAAUAGAGAAUACAAAUCAAAUUUCGAACGUUCGCGUUCUAACUUUGAAAUUUUAUUUGUAUUUCUUUUAUUGUAAGGCGUUUUUAGGGGUUUAAAAUGAGGAGCGGCUGGCCAGUGUUGGUGGUAUACGUGUUUGUGUGCCUUCAGUGCAGUUUGCAGUUGAUACCGUUACCGGACUUCAUCCACCCAUGCUCCGAACUGUCGGACGAAUGCUUCACCCAGGCCACACUGGACGCCAUCCCUGGGCUGGUGAAGGGCAUCCCGGAGGCCAACAUCCCAUCCCUGGACCCGCUGUACCUGGACAAGAACAUCAGCAUGAACCUGCCCGGUAACGUCAAAAUGACCUUCCAUAAUGGCAGGCUGAUCGGACUCAGCACUUGCGUGCCGCUCAAAGUUUCGUCUCGCCGGGAGACCCGCAAGUUCAUCUUCGACAUUCGCUGCAACUUCACCAUCAAGGGCCACUACAGUCUGCAGGGCAGGAUCCUGCUAUUCAACCUCGACACCGACGGCAACGCCAAGAUCAAAAUAUGGAACCAGCGAAUCCGCCUAGAGGUUUUGGAGAAGGUUGUGAUGGACAAAACUACGGGCGAGGGGCAUUACAAGAUCAAUUCGUACAAGUACAAAGCCGACUACGGCACGGACCUCAAGCUCAACCUCACAAAUUUAUUCCGAGGAAGCGCUGAAAUCAGUGCGAACAUCCUGCAAGUCCUGAACCAGAACUCGCAGCUGGUGGCGCAGGAGUUCGGCGCUCCGAUCCUCGAGUACGCCAUCGACUACGCCAUGAACGUGACGCAGCGCUUCUUCAGCGCCUACACUUACCAACAGAUCUCACACGUGCCCAUCACGCCUGAAUUCUUCGAGAACGAAAAGAAAUAAAGUAAUAUAAAGCCUAGAAUACCUACCUUUUACACGAGCCGAGAAGUGUACAAAAUAUUUGGCGCAAAUACCACGAGGCAGUCUGCUGCAGACAAAUUAGUCGAACCGAUUCGUAUUCGUAAAUGCUGAGCGUAAGUAAGCAUUAAAAGGUUCUGUGUAAUACUUUGGGGUAGUAAGAAUUUAAAUCUUAUGAUUUUGAUAUGCACAAUUCCUUCCUUCAUUCCUUCCUGAUUCCUUCUACACUAUUUUCGCUGAUGCUUGGAGUCAAUUAAGAAAUCUCUGACGAUUUCUUAAUUGAUUGAUUGACUUUCUAUUGGUUAUUUUUUCGAACUGUCUAGAAACAUGCACGCGAAAAUUUUUUGAUUACUAAAUCGGAAAGAAUUUAUUUCUAAGAUAUACGUAUAUACCUUUUGUGCUUAAUUCUCUUGUCUUUUAACCACUUAUCAGGUGUUUCCAUACCAUUUAACAAACAGCGAUUGCUUUUGUACAUGGCAUAUAAAGAAAUUUGCUCAAUUUGUUUUACUUAAACGAUGAUCUUACUAGUUGCGUAUGUCUAACCUAGGUUUCUACAGUGUUUGUGUGAUAUUUAAGUUUGCUAAUAUAAUUUAUUUUUAUUUUAUUUUUAUACUUUGGGGUACAAUGCAGUGGUUCGGAAACAACCGACUGCUUCUUUUGAUACGAUUGUUUAUAAACUGGUGUACCUGCUUACAUUUUGAUUACAUAUUUUAGUAUA